Messenger RNA from Rangifer tarandus platyrhynchus (Svalbard reindeer), 1068 nucleotides. NCBI's taxonomy places the organism in Eukaryota, Metazoa, Chordata, Mammalia, Artiodactyla, Cervidae. The record is from the annotation of a GenBank genome assembly.
AUGGCCUCCAGGCACGCUCCCCUCUGUGGCCUGGCUCCUUGCUGCCUCUGGCUCCUGGGCAUUGUCCUUCUGAUGGAUGCAUCUGCCCGGCCUGCCAACCACUCGUCUGCUCGAGAGAGAGCAGGUAAUAGGGAGGAAAAUGAGAUCCUGCCCCCGGACCACCUGAAUGGGGUGAAGCUGGAGAUGGAUGGGCACCUCAACAAAGAUUUCCACCAGGAGGUCUUCCUGGGCAAGGACAUGGAUGACUUUGAGGAGGACGCAGAGCCUCGGAAGAGCCGGAGGAAGCUGAUGGUCAUCUUCUCCAAGGUGGAUUUGAACACCGACAGGAGGAUCAGCGCCAAGGAGAUGCAGAACUGGAUCAUGCAGAAGACCGCUGAACACUUCCAGGAGGCUGUUGCCGAGAGCAGGGCGCACUUCCGAGCCGUGGACCCUGAUGGUGACGGCCACGUAUCUUGGGAUGAGUACAAGGUGAAGUUUUUGGCGACCAAAGGCCACAAUGAGAGAGAAGUUGCUGAAAAGAUAAAGAAUAAGUGGGACCUGAACAUCGAUGAGGAGACACAGGAAGUCCUGGAGAACCUCAAAGAUCGCUGGUAUCAGGCGGACAACCCGCCCCCGGACCUGCUGCUGACAGAGAGCGAGUUCCUAUCGUUCCUGCACCCCGAGCACAGUCGUGGCAUGCUGCAGUUCAUGGUCAAGGAGAUCAUCCGGGACCUGGACCAGGACGGUGACAAGAAGCUCUCGCUGUCUGAGUUCAUCUCUCUGCCCGUGGGCACCGUGGAGAACCAGCAGGGCCAGGAUGUUGAUGACGGCUGGGUGCGGGAUAGGAAGAGAGAGUUUGAGGAGCUGAUCGACGCCAACCACGAUGGGAUCGUGACCAUGGCGGAGUUGGAGGACUACAUGGACCCCAUGAACGAGUUCAGCGCCCUCAAUGAGGCCAAGCAGAUGAUCGCUAUCGCUGACGAGAACCAGAAUCACUACCUGGAGCCUGAGGAGGUGCUGAAGUACAGUGAGUUCUUCACAGGCAGCAAGCUGGUGGACUACGCCCGCAGCGUGCACGAGGAGUUCUGA